AACGCGCUUUGUUUGAAAUUUUGCUGCUAAAUCAAGAAACUAUAAUAAUUAAAAUAUAGCAUUAAUUAGUCACAUUCAGUUAAGCAGGACAGUCCUAAAAUGGAGUUUGAGUUCAUAAUACCACAAAAGAAUUCAGAUUUGCUUGAAGCAGGCACGGGAAAUUCGUUUUGUGUGACAAAAGUUUAUAACGAAAAGGAAUGCUUUGAAAAGUUGCGGCUUGCGCGUCUUGCACUCACAGAACAUGGAAUACCAUACAUUUUUGACUAUUUCGAGACAUUUUUCUCGAUCACGGAACUCGCAAAGGAUCUUCAAAAGCAACAGAUCUUUCGAGCAACUGAUCUUUUAUACAAAUCAAUCGAUAAAUUGGGACAAGAACUCGCUGAAACCCUUCAAAACACAAAUUUAUCACAAGAUGAACGUAGUCUUAAUUUAAAUGCCUUAAAAAUGUUAAUAUAUGCACAAAUAACAUUAAUGAAGAAGAUCGAUAAGGAUGUAUUUGCCUACACAGAAGGAAAGGGAAAGUCUAAGAAGCAAACAGCUGAGGAUAUGGAUCACAUUCAAUGGGAAGAGAGAAGAUACAAAAGUCUAUUACAGUUAUUUAACAUAAUUCAGUUGCCUUUAGAGAAUUUAUGGCAACCACCAGUUCCAGAAGAGAAUUUUGUUAAUUUAAUUGCCGAUAUUGCCUAUCGCUCUCUUGAGCAUCCAACUAUUAAAGAUAAAAAUGUCGGCGAUACAUCCAUACAGAUCCUUGGAACAUUACUAAAACGCUAUAAUCAUUCCAUGGUAUUUCCAGUACGAAUAUUUGAGAUUCUAAAAUCCUGUGAAAUGGCAAUUCCAUCAAUAUGUCAAGGAAUGGUUGUCCUGUAUGAGCAGUAUGGCAUGCAGACAAUUUUUAAAGUUAUGGUCGAGCAGGUUUUGGAAGGACUUGAUGAUUCUGCAGAUGCUAUGACAAUUAAGAAUAUUUCACAAUUUUUCACUGAAUUAGGAAGUAUUGCGCCAGUUCUAUUAAUGCCAUUCAUACGCGAUAUAGCAAGUGAUGUAUUAAGCUUGGAAUCAUAUCAAUUGAGAAUCUGCAUCCUUACAUUAAUGUCUGAAAUCAUUUGUACUGAAUUGACAGGCGAGAAUCUCGUUCAAGACCAUAAAGACAUUAGGAAUGAAUAUUUGGAGCAUAUUUACUACCAUAUUCAUGACGUAAAUGCACACGUACGCUCAAAAGCAUUAGCAUUAUGGACACAUAUGAAAAGUGUUGAUGCUGUUCCUGUAAUUUGGCUCUCGCCAAUCAUGAAAGUCGUUGCAAGUCGUUUAGAAGAUAAAUCAGCUUUAGUUCGCAAAAAUGCAAUUCAUUUGAUGACGUCAUUCUUGGAACGAAAUCCAUUCGCAUCAAAAUUGUCAAUUGAAGAACUAGAAGCACGUUACAAUGAGAAAAUUAAAGAAUUGAGUGAUUUCCGUAAUAAAAUGAUUGAGGAAUCGAAUAAAGUUGAUGAAGUUAAUACAAAAUGCGAAGAACUGAUCAAGGACAUGCAUGAACAUAUUAUUCGAUGUAUUACACUUUCAUCGAUUGAGGAUGAAGGCAUUCGUGCUGAAGAUUGUGCUCAACUUUAUAGCGAUUUUGAUAAAAUUUUGGAAGAUAAAAAUUAUAAGCGUCUUGCCUUACUCGUCCGUAAAGCUGAGGAACUAAAUGGAAAUUGGGAAACUAUUAAAGGUUUUGAGCAAGAAGAAGCACUGCUUUAUUUCGCUAUGCUUCUUAAAUCAUACUUUUUGCUCCAAAACAACUGCAAAGACUACGAAGAAGAUUACAAAAAGGCAGAAAAUGCUGUACGCUAUUUGGAGGAUUGCUUAGAAUUUUCAAAGCUUCUCGUUGCUGCCGUUCCAAAGCUACAGAAUUUGUUGAUGUCAAAAACAGAAAGCGACUCAGCAGAAGCCAUCAAUUUCUUUACUGCCGCCUACUUAUUUGGCAUUAAAAAUACUGAGCAUGGACUACGUCAAAUGUUAUAUUUGGUGUGGGCUACGGCAAAGGAAAAACGAGAACCUGUUCGUGAAGCCUUUAAGCAUGUAUUGUGGAAGACUGAUCAGCAAGGACGCGCACAUUCCGUGAAAGUUGUCUACAACUUAAUGAGAUUUAUUGAGGGAUUAACAUUCAGCCAUCACAUAGCCUUCGAAGAAUUGGUUCGAGAAUAUGUCCUCAACGAUGAUAUUGACAAUUCAAUGAUUCAAGUAAUGUUUGAGAUUUAUUCAAAGAAAAUCGAGAAUGUCACAAGCAAUGAUUCUCGACUUGCACUUCAAUUGCUCAUUAUAUGCUCGUCAGUCAAGGCAGCAAUAACACGCGUGAAUUCGGAAGUAAUUGAAAAUAUAGGAUUUGGCGAGCGCGGUCAACGUGAUCCGAGAAUAUUCGUCCAAACCCUCGAAUUUCUGAUGAACUAUUAUGCUGACAAGGAGGAUCAAAUCUAUCCACGGAUGGAAUUCGAUAACGAACGUGUAACGACCGUGACAAAUUGCUACAAAAUUUUUUUCCACAAUCAUAAAGUUUCAAAUUUUGAUGAUAUUUGCAGUAGAACAUUUCAAUACAUCUACAAAAUGUGCCACCAACCAAACGUCAUCAGCCAACAGAUAAUCAUUGAGAUAUGGGAUGAGAUGCGUAAGAUAUCCGACAAGAUCAUCGAGGGUGAGGACGAUAAGGCAACGCAGGAUGCAGCAACACAAGAUAAUGGCUUAACACAGACUCCGUUUAUUCGUCCAAGUCAAAAUGGUUCAUUGCUUCGUGUAGGAAACAUGAAAUUACCGGCGAUUCUUUUAUCACGUUUUAUUUUCAUGAUUGGCUAUGUUGCAAUGAAAGAGCUGAUUUAUUUGGACAUUGAUAUUUACACAAACUUAAAAUAUCGACAAGAAUUGGCGGACAUACUCAAAAAUAAGAAAAAGACAAAUGCAAUUGCUAAUAAACUUAAUGGACGUAAAUCGACGCUUAACAUGUCUGCAACAGCAGCCGUACGUAAAUCAGUUUUACCAAAUCAACAACAAAAUCAAGACGAAGAAGAGAAUAAUGAAGAGGAUGUAAUUGGACCGUCAGCAGAAGAUGCUUUUGCAGAACAAAUUAAUACAAUUUGUGAGCAUGAGUUACUUUUUCAUAAAGAUGGCAUUUUCAGGAGAUUUGUGCCUUUAAUCCUCGAAGUACUAAAAUAUCCAAAACGAUUUAAUAAUUCCGAAAUACAGAGAUCAGCCUUAUUAGCUUUAGUUCACUUUAUGUCAGUCAGUUCCGAGUUCUGUCAGAAAAAUAUGGAAUUUCUUAUGAAUAUAUUCUCACAUUCAAAAGACAUCGACAUUAAAUGCAAUGUGAUAAUUGGAAUGAGUGACUUAACAUUUAGAUUUCCAAAUAUUGUCGAGCCUUGGAGUGCACACAUGUACUCAACAUUACAUGACGAAAACAGAGUUUUACGACUGACGAGUGUCCGAAUUCUUUCACAUUUAAUUUCACACGAAAUGAUUCUUAUUAAAGGACAAAUUUCUGACCUUGCGAUGUGCCUUGUUGAUAAGGACGACGAAAUUCGUACAUCGACGGAAGUCUUUUUUAAGGAAAUCGCACACAAAUCAAAUAUUCUAUAUAACGUACUGCCUGACAUCAUUAGUCGUUUGGGCGAUCCAAAUUUGAAUCUUGAAGAGGGAAAAUAUCAAGUUAUUAUGCGAUACAUUAUUGGAUUAAUUAGUAAGGAUCGACAAAUUGAGAGUCUUGUCGAUAAACUAUGUUAUCGCUUUAAAAUGACUGAACAGGAGAGACAAUGGCGUGAUAUAGCUUUUUGUCUGUCUUUACUAUCGUACACGGAAAAAACAAUUAAGAAAUUGAUUGAGAACAUUGGGUUCUUUAAGGAUAAAGUACAGAUUCAGGAGGUUUAUGACUUAUUCCGAUACAUCAUUACUAGCACUUUGAAGCUUGCUAAGCCAGAACUUAAGGCCGUUGUGCAAGACUUUGAACUGAAAUUGGAAGAAUGUCUAGCCGUAAAUGAUAAUCCAACCGAACAAAAUGAACACGAUGAGAGCAACAUGAGCAUUCGUCGUCCAAAUAACACAACAGUCAGUAAACGAGCACCAGCAACAGCACAAAAAGGAAAAGGUAAGAGCAAGAAAACGCCAGCUCCAAAAAGUCGUGGUACACGUGGACGACGCCAACAAGUCUCGAGCGAUGGAAGUAGCGACAGUGAGGCUGAAAAUAAUCCACGAAGAGGGAGACGAAAGCAACAGCCAGUUUCAUCUGAAUCAGAGGAAGAAGAACCCGUACGAAAAGGAAAAUUAGCUCAGAGCAAUCGCAAGAAAUUGCCUCCUGCACGACCAACACGUUCUGGUCGCAGUAAAAUUAUUGAAGAACCGACUUCUUCAGAUGAAAAUCCCUCACCAACUGAUAAAUCGUCCUCUAAACGUUCGAGGAACUAGAAAAUCCUUCUCCUUAAUUUAAAUCUCAUCACAAUGUGAUUUUCCAUAGCUAUCAUUAGCUUUCUAUAAAUUAACAAAAACAAAAAAUGUUAAGAACCUCGAUGAUAUUAUCUAUAAACUAAGUCCAUAGACAUCACAAAAAAAACUGAUACUAAAGAAGCGAAUCAAAAAGUAUUAAUAAUAUUUAAUAUAUAUUGAAUUAAUUUAAAUUAUUAGUUGUUAAUUAUUUCCUUCCCUGUUACCGUUAAUCACUGAAGAAAAUAGAAAUAAAAAAAAAUAGAUGCAAAAAC
Messenger RNA from Chironomus riparius, 4709 nucleotides. The record is from the annotation of a GenBank genome assembly. Lineage: Eukaryota; Metazoa; Arthropoda; Insecta; Diptera; Chironomidae.